ACAGACAGUGCACCAGCUCCUCUUUUCUCUCCACCAGCUUCACAUCAGCUGAGCGGCCUGCUGCAACUGCAAGAUACAUCCGCGGGAUCCAUCCGCUCGCUGGGGAACUACUUACUUAUGAUUUUUUUUGGGUGUCAUCUUGAUGAUUACUGCGUCCAAAAUGGCGUCCCUGCUUGGCGAGCAAUUGUUUAAAAUCAAUGGUCAAGGUCCACCCCCCUCGAAGGAUUUCUUUCAACUGGUGAUCACUAGAAAUCAGGUGGUAUGGACAUCAUGGAAGAUUUCUUUGCGGCUUGGAAAUAGAGGCGCUCCACCUGAACAGCUGAAGAUAACUCAUGAAGAUUUCCAACAUGAUAAAAAGCUACGGCAUGAUGUCAGAACUGUUUUUGGGGAGCAUAUCCUGGACUACACACAAUCCCUUUGUGAGGGAAAGUUCGAUUAUCUGGAGCGCUUACCUGAUGACAUAUUACUGAGAAUCCAAUGCCAUCUUGAGCUGAAAGAUAUGACACACUUGGCACAGGUGUCGCACAGAUUUAGAAAGCUCUGCAACUCUGACAAAUUUUGGGAGCAGCAUGUGAGGAAUUUCUGUGCUGGAUUUACGAGUGACAUGGAGGGCUUAGCCAAGGCCAUGGGUUGGAGGAAGACUUUUUUCACCUUCUUUCACAAAACUGUACGACAGCAGAGGGAGCCACAUGGCAGUGAAAACCUCAAUCAGAAGAAGGGAGGAGGAGGAUCUUGUGAAUAA
Molecule: messenger RNA, 742 nt
Organism: Cololabis saira (Pacific saury)
Lineage: Eukaryota; Metazoa; Chordata; Actinopteri; Beloniformes; Belonidae
Gene: fbxo36a
Product: F-box protein 36a
Exons: 6
Coding region: 143-742 (199 amino acids)
Molecular function (GO): protein binding
Source: RefSeq, a predicted model, not a curated record